AUGUACGGCGAUGGAGAGGGCACUGUGUGGGACCGGGUCGGACGGCCCCACCGGGACUGCAUGUGCUACCUUGGACCUCCUACUACUUUGAUGCCGAUCGGGAUGCGCAAGUCGCCCGACGUGAGCCCCAGAAGGCUUUCGGACAUCAGCCCUCAGCUCAGACAGCUCAAGUACCUGGUGGUGGACGAGGCCAUCAAAGAGGACCUCAAGUCCUCCCGCUCAGUUGAGGACAUCAACAGCGCAUCCAUAGAGGAGCGGAUACUGCGGAUCACCGGCUACUAUGGAUAUCAGCCUUGGAGCGCGAGCUACAAGAGAGAAGACCGCACCAGGGAGAAUGUGGUGGGCACAACAGACGCACAGUCGGCUGGAGGUGCCGCAGGAGCAGAGUCCGGCUCCAGCAGACGGAGGCUCCACUGCUGCAUCAGGGUAACAACUGUACAGGUGCGGAAGGCCCUGUGGGGGGUCGUCAUGGUGAUGUGCGUGUGCUCAUCCUGGGCAGGCUCCACCCAGCUGGCCAAGCUGACCUUUAAGCAGUUCGACGCCCCCUUCACCCUCACCUGGUUCGCCACCACCUGGAACUGCCUCUUCUUUCCCCUCUAUUACAUCGGCCACCUGUGCAAGAGUCCAGAGAGGCAGACGCCCAGACAGAGAUUCAGGGAGUGCUGUAGGUUUUUCGGGGACGACGGGCUGACCCCCAAGGUGUUUUUCACCAAGGUGGCUCCGUUUGGCCUGCUGUGGAUCCUCACCAACUACCUGUACCUGCAGGCCCUCAGGAAGAUCAACACAACAGACGUGUCGGCGCUCUUCUGUUGUAACAAGGCCUUCGUCUUCCUGCUCUCUUGGAUUGUACUCAGAGACCGCUUCAUGGGGGUCAGGAUAGUAGCUGCUAUCUUGGCCAUAGCAGGCAUUGUAAUGAUGACCUAUGCCGAUGGUUUCCACAGCCACUCAGUCAUCGGCAUCACUUUGGUCGUGGCCUCGGCUUCGAUGUCGGCGCUCUACAAGGUGCUCUUCAAGAUGGUCCUGGGCAGUGCCAAAUUUGGAGAGGCUGCACUCUUUCUCAGCAUAGUUGGAAGUGCCAACUUUGUUUUCAUCAGCUUUGUGCCAGUCAUCUUGUAUUUUACACACGUGGAGUACAUUGGCUCACCUGCAGACAUCCCCUGGGCCUACCUCUGUGGGGUUGCAGGCCUGCUUUUUGCUUUCAACGUCCUGGUGAACUUUGGCAUCGCGAUAACAUACCCGACAUUAAUCUCACUUGGCAUCGUCCUAAGUGUUCCUGUAAAUGCCAUGGUGGACCUCUACACAUGUGAAAUUCAUUUCAACACAGUGCGCCUCAUCGCUGUGUUCAUCAUUUGCCUGGGCUUCCUCAUGCUGCUGUUACCGGAGGACUGGGACCAGUGUAUCAUCCAGCUCAGCACCAGGCUGCGCAAACGUGACGAGCCGGCAGAGGGCAACGGAGAGGCGGGCGCCACCACGGGGCUCAACUGGAGAGGGAGAGCCAGGACCUCCAUGUCAACAUUUGCACACUGA
This is a messenger RNA of Seriola dumerili (greater amberjack), 1527 nucleotides long. RefSeq names its product solute carrier family 35 member F3 (gene slc35f3b). The transcript has 8 exons. Gene Ontology annotation, cellular component: membrane. The coding region runs from base 1 to 1527 and encodes 508 amino acids. Gene Ontology annotation, molecular function: transmembrane transporter activity. The record is from RefSeq and is a predicted model, not a curated record. NCBI's taxonomy places the organism in Eukaryota, Metazoa, Chordata, Actinopteri, Carangiformes, Carangidae. Gene Ontology annotation, biological process: transmembrane transport.